This is a messenger RNA of Andrographis paniculata, 1035 nucleotides long. Its product is annotated as transcription factor MYB10-like. The record is from RefSeq and is a predicted model, not a curated record. NCBI's taxonomy places the organism in Eukaryota, Viridiplantae, Streptophyta, Magnoliopsida, Lamiales, Acanthaceae. Bases 25 to 1035 code for a protein of 336 amino acids. The transcript is spliced from 4 exons.
CAUAAUUAUAUAGUACGUAUAUUAAUGGUGAGGGCAGCGUACGUGGACAGGCGGACCGGCUUGAAGAAAGGGGCUUGGAGCCGAGAAGAGGACGCCAAGCUCCGGGAUUACAUUCAGCGCGGCGCCCACCCCACCACCACUUGGCGCCUCCUCCCCAUUUCUGCCGGUUUGGCAAGAUGUGGAAAGAGUUGCAGACUGAGGUGGAUGAACUAUCUGAGGCCUGGUGUGAAACGCGGGAAUUUCACCAAGCACGAAGAGGAUCUCAUCGUCAGAUUGCAUUUCCAACUUGGAAAUAGAUGGUCACUAAUUGCUGCAAAGCUGCCUGGAAGAAGUGACAAUGAAAUAAAAAAUCACUGGCACUCCCACUUAAAGAAGCAAUAUAUCAACAAUCAAGAUCCUACUGCAGUAGGUCAUGUUGUUGCAGCUGCAGAGAAGCCAUCAUUAUCAUCAUCAUCGUCAUCAUCAUUAUCUGGUCAAUCUGAUCUUGGCACUUGGACAACAAGUGUUCAUAUUCAGGAGGAGGAACAACUUGCGGCCAAGGACUACAACAAUGGUUAUUCUUCAUCUUCAGAAAACCUUAAAAGCUGCAGGACUGAUGAUAUUGAUGAUGUCAACUUGGACCCUCUCCCGGAUGAAUUGUACUUAUAUGGAACAAGUUAUAAUGCCACUCCCAAUGCUGCUGGAAUCAUAAACACUAGUACCUCUACCACCAAUGGUCGCCAAGAUCACGAUCAACAACUCGCUUCAAGGAAUAUCUUCAGCGUGACAAAAGCCCAAGCCGGUGAUGAUGAUAGUGGAGUUAGGAGUAUAUAUGGGUGCAAGCAAGUCGAGAUGGACAUGGACAUGGGCAUUGAUUUCCCCAUGAUUCCUGCUACAGAUCAAUAUUAUGAGCAGCAGGUGCAGAAAUGGAUGGCUGACGAGGAGUCCGCCUGCAGUAGUAGUGGCACGAAUUUCAUGAUGAAUACUGAAACAGCAGUAUUUUAUUCUGAAGAAGAUCUCGCAUCCUAUAUUCCCCUUUGGCAACAUACACAGUAA